Messenger RNA from Diutina rugosa, 1716 nucleotides. Its product is annotated as M20 family metallopeptidase. Lineage: Eukaryota; Fungi; Ascomycota; Pichiomycetes; Serinales; Debaryomycetaceae. Gene Ontology annotation, molecular function: metallocarboxypeptidase activity. Gene Ontology annotation, cellular component: fungal-type vacuole lumen. The record is from RefSeq and is a predicted model, not a curated record. Bases 1 to 1716 code for a protein of 571 amino acids. The transcript has a single exon.
AUGUUUGGGCUCACCAAUAACGUCACCCUCGACCAGCGGAAGCGCCAGAUGGCCCUCGCCGGCGCCACCGUGCUCGUGGUGGUGGCUUUGCUUGUGCUCACUCCCCUCUACCAGUGGAUAAAGAUUGCCGCCACUCCCCUCGACCAGCCCGACCGCUGUGUCAUUUACCCCAAAAUUGCUCCCAAGCACUCCGCCAAGGAUAACGCCACCGUCGAGGGCAUUUUGCACGAUGCCCUGUUCCGCAAACACGCCGUCCGCAAGCUUUCGGGAGCAGUGCAAGUUGACACCCAAAUUGGCGACCAAUUGCCACCCGUUGACGACAAGAAGUACUGGGGCAAGUUCAAGGACUUCCACAAGUACUUGGAACAGGCGUUCCCCGCCGUGUACCUGGCGUUGCUGGUGGAUACUGUCAACACUUAUGGUUUACUCUACACCUGGCCUGGCUCCGAUAAAUCGCUUAAACCAGUGUUAUUAAUGGCUCACCAGGACGUGGUACCCGUCCAGCAAGCGACGUUGGAUCAAUGGAAGUACCCUCCCUUCAGUGGCCACUACGACGGUGAGUUUAUCUACGGUAGAGGCACUUUGGACUGUAAGGGACAAGUGAUUGCGAUUUUGCAAUCGUUGAGCAUUCUCAUCGAACGGGGCUACAAGCCUAAGCGUACCAUCUUAGUUUCCUUUGGUUUUGAUGAGGAAUCGCUGGGCUACCACGGUGCGGCUUACUUGGCUAAGGAGAUUGAACGCAGAUACGGUAAGGACUCCCUUUUUGCGAUUAUUGACGAAGGGUCUGCCAUCCUCAACGACCCCUUAAGUGGUCAAAUUGUUGCUGCUCCCGCUACCGGUGAAAAGGGCUACGUCGACAUCCACACCAGUCUUUUCACCAAAGGUGGCCACGCCCUGAUCCCCCCUCCCCAUACGCUGAUUGGCAUCAUGGCCGAGCUUGAAGUCGCCAUCGAAAAGGACCCCUACGAACCCAUUCUCACUGACGCUAACCCGUUCUUGCACCAGCUUGAGUGUGCGGCUGUCCACGGCACCCACUUGAGCAGAACCGAGAGAAAGACGAUCUUGAGAGCUGCCUUUGACAAGUACGCCAACGAUAAGGUGAUCAAGUCGUUGCACGGUACUCCCGGCCAGUACUUGGUGCAAACUUCGCAAGCUUUGGACAUCAUCAAGGGCGGGGAAAAGGCUAACGCUUUACCCGAACACACUAAGCUUGUCACCAACCACAGAGUUGCCAUUGGCCAAUCGGUGAAGGAAGUCACCCACCACUUCGUCAAGAGAGUGGUGGAAGUGGCUAAGCGCCACGACUUGGAGGUCCACGCCUACGGCAAGCAAGUGCUUAAGGGCUCGAAGGGGGUGUUCAACAUUACCACCCUGGGCGCUCUCCCCGCCGCUCCCAAGUCUCCCACCAACAACACCCUGUGGAAGGUAUUGGCCGGUGUCAACCGUCACGUGCUCGAGGAUUUUGGCGUGUUCCCUAAGAUCGACUACAAGGUGAUGACUGUCCCUUCGAUCAUGACGGGUAACACCGACACUCGCCACUACUGGAACUUGACCAAGAACAUCUACCGGUUCUCGCCGUUGGUGAUGCACCCGGACACCUUUUCGCGGAUCCACUCCGUCGACGAGCGGGUCAAGGUCGACGACCACUUGUUGAUGAUCGCCUGGUUCCACGAGUACCUCUCGGUGGUCACCGACAACUUCAAGAUCGACGAAUAG